Molecule: messenger RNA, 2760 nt
Organism: Exophiala aquamarina CBS 119918
Lineage: Eukaryota; Fungi; Ascomycota; Eurotiomycetes; Chaetothyriales; Herpotrichiellaceae
Exons: 1
Coding region: 1-2760 (919 amino acids)
Biological process (GO): translational elongation
Molecular function (GO): GTPase activity; translation elongation factor activity; GTP binding
Source: RefSeq, a predicted model, not a curated record
AUGGCCUCCAUCUUUACAUAUCAGGAUGAACCCCCUCGAAUCCACUCUCCCUGGUCGACACCAGGAACAUCUACUCCACAACCACUACAGUUCAUCCAAGCACCGGUUGGUGGGAAUGCAAGAGCCUUGCCUGGGAUCUUCAAGCUUGAAGCUGAACAGCACGAUGGUCCUACAGAAUACAAACUUCAUCUGCUCCUACGCCCAAGGCGAAACUUCCGCUCCAUUUCUGGUGCCACUCCGCUAUCAACAUCGUUACAACCCACUGCGUCGCAAACAGCAGGAAGUCUGCAAUCAAUGAGUGCAUCGCCCCUAGAUCGUUCUGCUACACAGCCGUCUACUCAAGUGCGUCAGAAUAGAUUACAUCAACUGACAACUCAGUUACUGUGGCGACUGCAGCAGUCGUCGCCGUUCCAUUCUUCCUCAAAUGCAGAUCUGGUUUUGCCCCUGUUGCCCGAAGCAACCCCAAAACUGGGUGUCCCAGACCGUCCGGCAAAGCUUUUGCCUGGCCUAGAGGAGAGCCAAGGCGCCCUCUACGAGAUUGGAAUCGCGGACGAUGGCACGCUGGUCGGACUGCUGGAGGACGAAUUGCAAGAGAGUUUGCACAACCUGCAAGCCAUGGCUGCAAGUCUAGGAUGCGUCACCAAGGUCCUACGGAAAGUGGCUGUGGGCUCAUGUGAAUGGGUAGACACUGAGGAGGGCAACUCUCAGGAGCAAAGGCGGCAGGACAAACUCUGGGUUGCCGAAGUUCUUGUUCAUCCAGACUCCAGGAAGCCCGAGAUCUUAGACGCAACGCCUAUCGUUCCUGCCUUCAAUAAGGCCUCGUCCAGCUUGGAUCAUUCAUUAGCUUCGAUGCCUAGAAAGGCCCCAACGGAACAAAUACGAGUCACCCUGCUUGGCGCCACGGCGUCAGGAAAAUCAUCCCUGUUGGGGACUCUCUCGACCUCUGUCCGUGACAAUGGCCGGGGGAAAAGUCGCCUGUCCUUGCUCAAGCAUAGACAUGAAAUCGCGUCUGGAAUCACAAGCUCAGUUGCCCAAGAACUCAUCGGCUAUGCUGAGGAUAUCUCCGGGUCAAACUUGGUGAUCAACUAUGCUUCUGGGGAUGUGUCAUCAUGGAUAGACAUCCAUAAUCUCUCGCAACGGCUGGUCUUCGUUUCAGACUCGCCUGGCUUGCCACGUUUCGCAAAGUCUACUUUCCGAGCAUUGGUUUCAUGGAAUCCAGCUUGGACUGUUCUCUGCGUUGCUGCCAACGACCAUGACCAGCAAAGCGGACUAGUGGAUCCUUCUGCUGCAACAACCACUGUCGUGUCAGAUCAUAGCAAGGUCAACGACACCCCAAAUACCAUCGAUAUCUCUGCAUCACAUCUUGAUCUCUGUCUACGGAUGCAGAUACCUUUGGUCAUUGCUAUCACAAAGAUGGACCUUGCGAAUAAGGCUGGACUGCGGAUGGUCCUGGCACGGAUUCUUUCUGCUUUGAAAGCCGCUGGCCGCAAGCCCGUGAUACUUAGCAGCACAGUAGGGCCCAUCACUGUUUGUGAAGGCGCUGACCUGCUCCGGGAUUUGCAAAUCGUCAAGGCAACAGAUGUGGCUGAGAUUAAUUCUCUCAUGAGAUCCACGUCCAGUGCUGACUCCCUACGAUGUGUACCGAUUGUUAUGACAAGUACAAUAACGGGUUCUGGUAUUAGCAAAAUACAUGCUUUGUUUCGUUGUUUGAAAUCGCCAGAAGCAUUGGCAGUGCACGAUUUGCCUUCCAUGCAACGCGCGCCUGAGUCAGCGCUCUUUCAUGUUGAUGAAGUCUUUAGCAUUCCACCAUCUAGGGUCUACUCGACAGAUCAGGAUGACAUACUGCAUCGCCAAGGAAUUGUUCUUUGCGGGCAUGUUGCGGCAGGAACCGUGACGGUGGGCAGUAUUUUGAAAUUAGGGCCGCUCCCCAUGAACUCGGAUCCUACUUCGAGUUCCACUUCAGCACGUUCCCAGACCCUGCAACCAUUCUCAUGCUCUACAUCUGAGACCAUGCAGUCCGAGAGACUCGCAAGCGUCGCCUCCAUGGCUUACUCACCCACUGGAAAUGCCAAGAGUGCCUCCCAUUUGCAUGACACGAGCGGGCCGCUUUUAUCCGUGCGCAUCGUGUCUCUGCGUAAUCUCCGCCUUCCCGUCGGUCAACUACAGCGAGGCGAGACUGGGACCGUCGGGGUGGAGUUGGUCACGCUCGAACAUACCGACCUAAACCUCCUCGAGCGAGCAAGGAAAGGAAUGGUCCUAAUUGACUCAUCACGGUCAGGCUAUUUCCAGGAACGCCAAGAUCUGACAGGUUAUCGCUCAUUCUCGGCAGUGUUUCCAUCAUCUGAUUUUGCUCAGAGGAACUCUCCACCAUUGAUACUUGGCGGACACGCGCUCGUUUACGUAAAUAGCAUCCGCGGUGCGGUCAAAGUGACUGCCGUGGCUCUUGAUGACGAAAAAGAAGGAAGAGAGAAUGACGACGCUGAGGUGCAGUCGGAGACUGAGGUCUUCCGAUUUGACAGCGACGACGAGGCGGACGUGCAUGCGAUGACUAAAAAGGGGAAGGAGCGUGAUGUUUGGACACUAGAAAAGAGUAUUAAGAUAACAUUCCGGUUCAUGAGCACUGUGGAAUGGAUGGAAAUAGGAGACCGAGUACUCGUCGUGCCCACAGUCACAGCACCUGGACCCGUGACUGGUCCUGUGGCGCCAAAUCUGUCGCCGCUGGCAGGUUUCGUCGGAAGAAUUUGUAACUGUUUCGCAUGA